This is a messenger RNA of Nezara viridula (southern green stink bug), 4784 nucleotides long. Lineage: Eukaryota; Metazoa; Arthropoda; Insecta; Hemiptera; Pentatomidae. The record is from the annotation of a GenBank genome assembly.
GGGUAGCUUAGUUCUCGCGGGAAAAAAUAGCAUUGAGGAGGGAAUGUUGUUAAGUACAGGUAUCGUGAUGUUUGUGUAGUGUGUUUACAUGCAUUGGAACAAUAUAAAUUUGUGUUUUAUUUGUGCUAACGUUCUUCACUGGUAUAUAUGAAAUAUAUUUUUUAAUAGUCUUUUUAUAUUUUGUUUAAGAUGGCUACAACAGAUGUAUCUAAUGAUGAUAGCCUUUGGAACCAGAGUGUUUGUAAUAAAAGUUGGGCAGACAUAAUGGCUGAAGAAGAAGAUAGAUUAGCCAAAUCUAGUAACAGCCCCUUACUGAGGGAUUCUACUAAUUUUAAGGGAGGUUCUGUCAAAAUCAAGGAAGAACCUCUUGAUGAAAAUGCUUGUGAUAUUCCUUUAAAUGGGGCGAGAGCUAUAAAAAUUGAACCUAAUGAACUUCUGCCAAACUUUUCUCUAUCGUAUGUCAAAACUGAACCUGCUUCACCCUCAUCUGUAAAGGAAAAUAAAGUCAAUAAAGGUGGACAGCCUAAGGAUUUUCUCCAAGAAGAUUUAAGUUUGACUAGCCACUUGAAUGGUUUCCAGCUUGUUAGCCCUUGUAAAACUGAACCUAAAACGCCUACUAAAACUCCAUCCAAAAAUUCUAUAUCUUAUUUCUUAAGAUCAGAUAAAAAAGAUUCAAGCUCUGAUACAAAGGUUAUCAAAAGGAAACUGCAGACAGAUGGUGGUAGUAAUGAAAUCAGUGAUGAGAUGCUUAUGCCUAGUCCUAGUAAAAUUAGGAGACAAAACACUCCAAUGAAAACACCAAGUGAUAAACUACUUAAUCGUAAAAGGAGUCGAGAAAUAACACCUGGAAAAAGAAGCUCAGAAAAAAAAACACCCCGAGAAAUAGAAACUGAUCCAGAUGUUUUGGCUAGAAGGCAGAAGCAAAUUGACUAUGGUAAAAAUACUAUUGGGUAUGACAGAUAUCGGCAGUUGGUUCCAAAGGAAGCAAGAAAAAAAAUGCACCCCAGAACACCACCAUUACAUCUAAAAUUUAGUCGGCGUGCAUGGGAUGGUCUAAUCAAAGUUUGGAGACAAAGGCUUCAUUUUUGGGAUCCUCCUUCAGAAGGUGGUGGAAACCCUGCAUGCCUUGAGGGAUCUAGUGAUUUAUCAGAUACCUCAAGUACAGAAGGAUCUCUACCAAAUACUCCAGUACAGGACAAGAAGCGCCAAGACAGGAAAAAAUCUUGGAUUGCAGUAGAGCGUGGAUCAAGGCAAUCAAACCAACCUCAUGAUGAUGAUGACGAUGACGAUGACCAGGGAUGCACACCUUUACCUCUUGAAGAAAAAUUGCCUUGAAGGACAGUUUAAUUUAAAGGUCUACUGUGUGGUGGACUUAACUAUCAUGUAACAUGGUAUGACAAUAAUUUGGCCUAUUUGGGGCUUUCACAUUUUAUUAAAAUAAUUUCUUUAAGAAAUAUCUUAAAUAUACUUAAAGUAAUGUAUACUUAUUGAAUAGGGUAGAUAUUUUUUCACCUGUAAUAUAAAUAGUUUAAAUAUUUUUAUAGAUUUAGACUGUUGAACUUAUACAAUUGUAAACACUAAUUAAUAUAAUCUUAUUAUUUUGGACUAAAUUUUUUUUUUCUGUUUUAAUAAGGAUGAUUUUGUAGUGUAUUUUUUAGAUAAUGACUGGGAAGUUAAACCCUUAAUUUAUAAAAUUGAUUCAAAUGUACCUAAUAUAUACUUGGUAUAUAUAAUAUUGUAUAUUUUGUGCAAUAACUAAUCCCUCUGGUUUGUUCCAUAAUGUUUUAAGAAUAUGUUUUAUUAUUCUGUUCCUCAAAAACUAUUUUUGUUUAAAUCAGCACUCAUGUUACAAUAAACAAGAAAUUAUUUAUAAGUUAUUAAUUAAAUACUGUAUUAUUUGUACAUGAUAUUUUGAUAAAACAUAUAUUAUAGUAAAUUUAUCUCAGAGCAGAAUUUCGUAAAAGAUCCAGUAUCGUAUCUAGUUUUUCAUUUUGUUUUUCUUCUAGUUCUUUUAUCUGUUUUUGAAAGUUCUGUUGUAAUUUGUCCUCCAUUUUCUGUAGACUUUCAUCAACAUAAUUUUUAAAAGUCGAGAAAUUUGGAUCUUCAGAGCUAGAAUUCACAUCAUAAUGAGAAUUUUUAUUUUGUGAUCCAUUACUGUCUUGAUUUUUUAAAGAUGAAGAUAUGCGACCCGACAAAUAAUCAGAUAUACUUUUAUUAGUUUCCCUAUCCAGUUUUAAAUUUCCUAUACAUCCUCCUUCCAUGAAUUUUAACAACAUUUGGGGAUCCAUGCCUGUUGUGGUGUACUUAUUCGCAGCAUAUUCCUGUAAAAACUUCUUAAAUUUCUCAGCCUUUUCAGUUAUAGCAACAUUUGAAGAUUGGAGCUUUUCAUCAAUCAGGUUAUAAUCAAAUGUACAUGAUUGUAAUGAAAUUUUUUGCACUAUCAAUUUAACUCCAUACAACCAAAAUUCUCUCUUCAAUCCUGGGAACUAAAACAAAAAAGCUGACAUUAUUUAUCCAAUAAUUUUUAAAAGUGGCAUCUAUUUUAAAAAUUGACAUUCUAACUCUGUACAUAAAUAUAUAAUAUAUGAAGACUAUUUGAAAUCUAACUAUUAAGUAUACAAUUAAGUACAAGUACACAAUUACCACAUAAAGUUCUUCUAGUUCUUUGAAAUGUGUCAAAUCAAUAACUUCUCAGUAUAGGAAAAAAUUAGUUUUUUAAAUUGAGGUUAACGUUUUCUUUUCUGCAUAUUAUGCAUUUUAUAUAAUUUCGCUAGAACUCUAAAUAUUGUACUUGUUAAACAUAUUAGUAAAUAUGUUUUAAUUUAAUAACAAAAUGAUUUUUACAGGAUUAAAUAGAGAGCAUAAGGACUUGAUUCUGUUCACUUCAUUUCAAACAUCUGCGCAUUUUAUUUUAAAAGAUAGUUUGAAUUUGCUAACUUAUAGGUGAACGUUGUCAUUAAUUUUAUCCUAAAUCUCAGUCUACUUAAUCUACAAAAUCUACCCAAAAAAAAUUAUCUGGAUGACUUUGAUAAAUUGUAUAUAUAUGCCUUUAAUUUUCUAAAAGUUCUUAAUUUAUUACAAAUUUUUUAUGAACUUGUGCAGUCAAAGCAGUAUAAAUAUGACAAAGAAAAAUCUAAAACCUAUCAAAAAGAAGAAUGUGAACAGUAAAAGAUUUAUUCUACAGCAAAGUACUGCAGGAGUAAUUUUGUUAUAUGAAAGUUCCAAAGUUUUUAAUAAUUAUGAUAAAGUAAUCAGUGAUGUUAAAUAUUUUAAAUUUUAGGAAAGCUGUUAUUUUGAAUAUAUUAUAUAUGUAAUCAAUAGUAUGUUAUGUACAUAUUUUAUAAUUAAAAUUAUACAUUUCAAGGACUGUUUUUUAUUAAGACGCCAUGCUUUUAUAUGUUGCCAGUAAAUAAAUAAUAUGUUGCUCAAUAUCUUAACUUAACCUUAACUAUAGACAAGGAUUUACCAUAUAAGAUGAACAGAGCAAUUACGUUUUUAUUAAAAGUGUUGGCUGUAAUUCUCAUGACAGGCUUAAAUCUAACAAUGGAUAUAUUUAAUAAAAAAUACUUGUAGGCUAGAAAUAAUUUGAAGUUCUAGAUUAUCUAAAUACACAACUAAGAAUAAUAAAGUUGUUGCUUUAUAAAUGAAAUUUUACAAUGAAGUGGUAAUCAGACUUAAAGGCGUAUUUCUGUUGUUGCUACCAUAAUCAAGUUAAACUGUUCAUUACUUCCACUUUUUUAAUUUUAUAUGUUUACAACAUAUAAACAAAUUAUGGUUAUUUUUUAUAUUAAGUGUUUGCAAAUUAAAUUGAAUGGAAAUAACAUUAAAUUUCCAAUUGAGCUUUUGCAGAGUCACAAAUAUACAAGAAGGUGAACAGCUGUAAUACUAUUCGUCUUCUUCCAUGGCUCUACAACCCGCAAGGGGUCAUUGCUGCCUGAAGUAAUGUCCGCUAUUAUUCUUGAUUCCGAGAAGCCAAUCUUCAGUCCCGGAUCCCCAGAAUGGUACGUGCAUCCUUAUUCGCCCUCACCUUCUGGUGGGUGUGAAUUUCUUCUUUAAGGAACCUCUUUGGUAUUGAGUCGGCAUUCAUCCUGGCCACAUGCCCAGCUAACCUGAGCCGGCCAACCCUGUUGAAGCGCACUGCAUUGCAGUCCUUGUACAGUUCAGAUAUUUCGGCGUUUGUCCUGAUCCGCCAGGCUAGCUCAUGGGCAUCAAAAGUCCCUCCGAGAAUUCUUCUUAAUACCUUUCUUUCAAAUAGGAGGAGUUGAUUUUCCUGGGCUUUGGAUAAAGUCGAGCAUUCAGAUCCAUAUUUCAGCAGUGACCUAGUCAGGGUUUUGUACAAACGUAAUUUAGUUGUGCGAGACAAUAAUUUACUUUUCAUCAGUCUGACUAGUCCGAAUUAACAUUUGUUAGCAUUAUUCUUCUUUGGAUGUUCUUUCCUGUGUCGUUAUUCUGAGUUAUUAAGGAGCCAAGGUAUAUAAAUUCUUCGACUCUCAAAUGAACAUCCGUUCGUAGCUGUAAUACUAUGAUAAAUAUUAAUGUGCCUCAUACCUACAGAAUAUUUUUUUAAAAUCAUAUUUGUUUAUAUAUUCUAGUUUUGUUAUAAAUACAGGAAAAUCAAAUGAGUGGAAAGGAUGUGUUCAAGUCCUUUUGCAAAAAAAAUGUUUUUGGCUUUAAGACUUGUCAAACCAAGUCCUAUUUUGCCAAUAUAUUACUUUAAUUGUCACUGUAAGAUAAUAUUUAACUGGACAUGAACUGUUCAAUGAUUAUUGAAUAACACUCACAAC